This is a messenger RNA of Geosmithia morbida, 717 nucleotides long. RefSeq names its product pre-rRNA-processing protein TSR2. The coding region runs from base 1 to 717 and encodes 238 amino acids. The transcript has a single exon. The record is from RefSeq and is a predicted model, not a curated record. Gene Ontology annotation, biological process: maturation of SSU-rRNA from tricistronic rRNA transcript (SSU-rRNA, 5.8S rRNA, LSU-rRNA). NCBI's taxonomy places the organism in Eukaryota, Fungi, Ascomycota, Sordariomycetes, Hypocreales, Bionectriaceae. Gene Ontology annotation, cellular component: nucleus.
AUGGCUACAUCGGUCGCGCCUGAAGCGCUCCCCCCUGCGGGUACGUACAACGUAUAUACAGCACGUGCUGAGGAAGAGGACGAUGAAUUAGAAGAAGGGAAGAGGCGACUCGCUAAUCCCCGAAUGCCUAUAGCGGAUCGCCAAUACAACUUUGAGCAAGCCGUUGCUUACGCCAUCAACCUGUGGCCCGACCUCAACUUGGCCGUCCAGAACAACUGGGGAGGGCCCGACUCGGCCGACAAGCGCGACUUCCUCGUCGGCGCCAUCGUCGACCUCUUCGCCGAGUACACGGAUGCGCCGCCGGAUCCCAAGAAGAAGACGGUCGAGGAGCCCAACGUGGAGGACGUCGAGACGGUCCUCUUGCAGUACAUCAUGGAGGAGUUCGAGGUCAACAUUGACGACGACUCGAGCGUCGACGUGGCCAGCCAGAUCAUCCGCGCGCGCGCCCAGUGCACCGAGGGAAAGACGGAGGAGCUCGACGUCCUGAGGGAGCGCUACAACAACCGCAAGGGCAAGGGUACCGAGAACUUCAAGAGGGUCGAGGACGCCGAGCAGGAUACCGACUGGGAGACGGACGACGAUGACGACGACGACGAUGACGACGACGAAGGUGGUGCCGAUGUGAAUAUGGACGAAGCUCCGCAGCUUGUCCGACAGCCCAAGCCCGAACCCGAGGUAGAUGAGGAUGGCUUCACAAAGGUUACCAAGAAGAGGUAG